Messenger RNA from Mytilinidion resinicola, 1479 nucleotides. RefSeq lists its product as uncharacterized. Gene Ontology annotation, cellular component: nucleus; cytoplasm. Gene Ontology annotation, molecular function: RNA binding. Bases 163 to 1167 code for a protein of 334 amino acids. The record is from RefSeq and is a predicted model, not a curated record. The transcript is spliced from 6 exons. NCBI's taxonomy places the organism in Eukaryota, Fungi, Ascomycota, Dothideomycetes, Mytilinidiales, Mytilinidiaceae.
CCACCACGACGCUCUCCAUCGCCAUCACUCCCAGCACCCAUCUUCCGUCCCUGAGAGUUCAGAUCCUAUCUCCUAGGAUCAGCUCUCGCUCACCAUCGACGAGUCCGUCCAGAUUGCGCGACUAGAGGGCAGAGCGCGGAAGGCGCUUGAACUCCACCCACCAUGUCGGGCAUCGCAUCCAAGAACCUGUUCGAGCUUCUAGGGAACGACCCCGAGCUCGACCCCGACAGAGCCCCCGAUCCACCAGCCAAGGCCAUUGAGAAGCCUGUUGCGAGAGCCGGCAAGCGAAACACGCCCGCCGAACCACCCGUCCGUGACGCCCGCGCCAGCCGAGGAGGCAACAAUGACGGAGGUUUCCGGAAUCGAGGAGGUGAAGGCAACCAGAACCGCAGCCGAGCAUCUGGAGAAUCUGGCGAGUCUGGAUAUCGUGGCCGUGGUGGACGUGGCCGUGGAGGACGCGGUCGCGGCGGUAACGGAGACCGUCACAGCCGAACCGGCAUAGCUGAACACGACAAGCAAACUGCCCACGGCUGGGGUGGCCAAACCGGCGGCGAUGAAUGGGCCGAUGAGAAGGCUGGCGAAGCUAUCGCCAAGGAGGAAGAGAAGGCCGAGGGUGUCGUCUCCUCCGACCAGGCAUGGAACGCCGAUGCCCAGCCCGCCGACCCCUUCGCCCACGAGAACGCUGGCGCUGAAGCCGCUGCACCUGCCGAGGAGCCCGAAGAGGACAAGACCAAGUCGUACACGGCGUGGCUUGCCGAGCAGGCGGAGAAGAAGCUCAACCUUAGCUCUCCCGAGGUGCGCAAGCCCAAUGAAGGCAGCACGAAGAAGUUCCCCGAAGGCAAGCCCCUCACCAAGGAGGAAGAGGAGGAAUACGUGGCCGGCUCCGGCGGCAAGGCCAAGCGCGAGCGCCAGCGCAAGGAGAAGACCAUCGUCGAGCUCGACAACGAGCGCCUCCACAAGGAGCCCAGCGACUCUUUCCGCGGCGGACGUGGCGGCCGUGGCCGUGGCCGUGGCGAGGGCAGCUUCCGAGGCGAGGGACGCGGACGAGGUGGACGCGGUCGCGGCGAGGGACGUGGCGAUUUCCGUGGUGGCAGAGGCGGCCGCGGCGGCCAGUCCGCUGCUGUCAACCUCUCGGACCCCAGCGCGUUCCCCAGCCUGGGCUCAUAGCCACAGCAAGCUCUCCUACGAGCGUAAGUCCUUCCUCUCUACCCAGUGCAUGCAACAGGUACUACAGGAUCGGCUCUCUGAAGCGAGGUGUUCCCAAAACCCUCCCUUUACAUAAAAUGGUAUAUUCGGUGGAUCGGAGCGGUGGCGGUGGUAGGCGACGGCAGGACGUACUCUGAGUCGCACAGUUUGUAGUUUUUUGGGCGAUGAAAAAGAAAAGAUUAAUCCUUUCUUCUUCUAUUGUGGUUCUCCAUUUAAAUCUCCUUUUUUUUUCUUCAGAUGCUUGGUAUCUGAAGGAGGGUAUGAGAUGGCGCG